Messenger RNA from Helobdella robusta, 543 nucleotides. RefSeq lists its product as hypothetical. The record is from RefSeq and is a predicted model, not a curated record. Bases 1 to 543 code for a protein of 180 amino acids. NCBI's taxonomy places the organism in Eukaryota, Metazoa, Annelida, Clitellata, Rhynchobdellida, Glossiphoniidae. The transcript is spliced from 2 exons.
AUGUCUAAGUGGAAACAGAGUUACGAAUCAGGCAGGAGGUACAAGGAAAAAUGGGAGAAGCAGUUUACCUGGCUGGAGAAAAUGUCCAACGGAUCAGAAAAUGCCUUCUGCAAACUUUGUUGCAAAAUCCUACAACCGAAACUCUCCACCCUGAUCAACCACUCAAAAACAGCUGAUCACAUCAGACAGGAAGAAUUUUACCAGUUGGAAUUAUCAAACCAGCAAGAUGAGGACACCGACCCCCCACACAAGUUAUUACGACUAUCCAAUGGAGAGGACUUAUCAUUCGACGACGAUGACUGGAGCAACUCAAACCUUGAACCCCUUGAUGAUUCUAAAGUUUUUGGAAUGUGGCUGGCCGAUCAACUUCGUAGUUUGAACUCAGAUUCUAAUAGAGAAAAAUUAAAAGGUCUGAUUGAAAAAGUUGUCAAUGAAGUUAGGGAUUUAGACUCUUCUGAAACUACAACAGACCAGCAGUCUGGCUGUGAUGAUUCCGACGUUACUCAGUGUAGCAGUCAGCACUGCAAACACUCAAAAACAUAG